AUGGCCGGCCGUCAUAAACCGAUUCGUCUCCCCCCUCUCAAGACGCUCCGCGUGCACAACCCAAAGCGCCAGGUUGAAAACCCCUGCAUUGCCAUCAUGUCUAGUGUUCUCGCAUGCUGGGCUUCAGCAGGUUACAACGCAACAGGCUGCGCAGCAGUAGAAAACCAACUCCGAAAAUGCAUGGAUGGUCCCAAAGCUCCCCCCGCGCCUACGAAUACCAUCAAUUACCAUUUGGCGCGUAUGCAACAGUACAUGACGGGACCUAGGAAGCAGAAGUAA
This is a messenger RNA of Fusarium pseudograminearum CS3096, 279 nucleotides long. RefSeq lists its product as uncharacterized. Gene Ontology annotation, cellular component: mitochondrial small ribosomal subunit. NCBI's taxonomy places the organism in Eukaryota, Fungi, Ascomycota, Sordariomycetes, Hypocreales, Nectriaceae. The transcript is spliced from 2 exons. The coding region runs from base 1 to 279 and encodes 92 amino acids. Gene Ontology annotation, biological process: mitochondrial translation. Gene Ontology annotation, molecular function: structural constituent of ribosome. The record is from RefSeq and is a predicted model, not a curated record.